AUUUUUUGUCACUUAAUACUCUUUUUAUUACAAUUAAAUAUACAAAAUAUAGGUUACACGUACAUAAGUACAUACUUUGGUCAAUUGGCUAUUGAAUUGGACAUCUAGUAGAGAAUAUGGCUUGUUGCGGGGGAGGAGAUGCAGAUGAAGACACUGGUAGAGUCAAUCCCUUUGAGGAUCGCUUUACAAGGCGGCAGUUUAUCCGAAAAGUUCUAACCUUGGUGACUAUUCUACUGGUGAUUACAACAAUCGUUACUACUCCCUUUGUGUUUUUGAAAGGACCUCGUCAGUGGGCCAGACGAUUUUGGUGGAUUUCGUUUAUUGGCAUGGGGGUUAUAACUGUAAUACACUUUAUUAUGUGCUGUUGCAGAAACUGUUUCACUUCGUCGCCUUGUAAGUGGAUCCUUUUCGUCCUCUAUGUCCUGGCCCAUAGCAUUGUGGUAGCCAUUAUGGCAGCCAGGUAUGCACCGCGCAUUAUCUUGAUGGCCUUUGGGGUUUGUGCAAUUUUGGUUCUAGCACUGACCCUUUUUGCGGCAUUUGCUCCUUGCGAUUUCACAAGCUGCUGGGUGUUUCUCUUCAUCUUGGGCCUCGCCAUGAUGAUUAUUGGCAUUGUUGCCAUUUUUUUCUACAGUCGAAUUCUGCAUCUAAUAUUUGCCAGCAUCGGGAUUCUGCUCUAUUCCUUAUAUCUGGUGGUGGACAUCCAAAUGAUAGUCGGUGGCAAAAACCGAAGGCAUCAGUUCGAUGAAGAUGAAUACGUCCUGGCAGCCUUGUCCAUUUACCAUGAUAUUAUAUUUUUGUUUAUUUACAUACUCCAGAUAAUAGGUCUAAUAGAUGAUUGUUAAGUACGCUUUAUUUGUGAUAAGCCUGAAAAAAUUGAAGAGUGAUUAAAUUGC
This is a messenger RNA of Drosophila ananassae, 893 nucleotides long. Its product is annotated as protein lifeguard 3. The record is from RefSeq and is a predicted model, not a curated record. The transcript is spliced from 3 exons. Lineage: Eukaryota; Metazoa; Arthropoda; Insecta; Diptera; Drosophilidae. The coding region runs from base 117 to 842 and encodes 241 amino acids. Gene Ontology annotation, cellular component: membrane.